AUGCCCACCAGUGCCCCGAUCGCCGUAUUAACAAAAUUCACGAACUCGUUCGACCAUUGUAACCUGUCCUGCAGCGCCGCACCAAUGAAUGAUUCAGCCGUGGUCGCUAUAAACGCUGCCAGAACGACGAUCCACGCAUCCGUCCAGCCCCCGAGCAAACCGACGUACAGCGAAUACACAGCAGCCGCCAGUGAUGCUAAUGCACCCGCACCAGUGCCUUCCAAACUUACCGCACCCUCCGUGCCUCGUGGUACUAACUCAAACGUUGUCACAAGGUACGUCGUCUUCCCGUACGCCUUUCCGAUUUCGCUCGCUAUUGUAUCAGACAACUUUGUUGCCAGGGACGCUGUGUAUCCAAGUAGCAACGUGUCGUAA
Messenger RNA from Chondrus crispus (carragheen), 375 nucleotides. RefSeq lists its product as hypothetical. The transcript has a single exon. The record is from RefSeq and is a predicted model, not a curated record. The coding region runs from base 1 to 375 and encodes 124 amino acids. NCBI's taxonomy places the organism in Eukaryota, Rhodophyta, Florideophyceae, Gigartinales, Gigartinaceae.